This is a messenger RNA of Indicator indicator, 1782 nucleotides long. It is a transcript of the gene FPGT, whose product is annotated as fucose-1-phosphate guanylyltransferase. NCBI's taxonomy places the organism in Eukaryota, Metazoa, Chordata, Aves, Piciformes, Indicatoridae. The record is from RefSeq and is a predicted model, not a curated record. The transcript is spliced from 4 exons. Gene Ontology annotation, molecular function: transferase activity, transferring phosphorus-containing groups. The coding region runs from base 1 to 1782 and encodes 593 amino acids.
AUGCCGGCGGCAGGGAAGCGCAGCGAGGCCAGGCGGGAGGCCACGGCCCGGCGGCUGCAGCGCUUCGCAGCGCUCCGAGGGACGGCGGCUCAGGCCGGCGAGUUCUGGGACGUGGUGGUGGUGACGGCGGCGGACGCGGAGCAGGAGCGGGCUUACCGGGAGCAGCUGGGCGACAAGCUGCGGAGGAAGGAGCUGCCCCUGGGAACGCGCUACCAUGUCUGCACCGAUCCUCCCGGGCCCAAAAUCGGAAACGGUGGAUCAACACUCCACGUUUUACAGUGCUUGGAAGAUCUGUAUGGUGAUAAAUGGACUUCUUUUACUGUGAUGAUAAUUCAUUCUGGUGGCUACAGCCAACGCUUACCAAGCGCGAGCGCCCUGGGGAAGAUUUUCACAGCAGUGCCCCUGGGGGAUCCUGUUUACCAGAUGCUGGAGCUGAAGCUGGCCAUGUACAUUGACUUCCCCAGGCACAUGGUGCCAGGAGUUCUGGUCACCUGCUCAGAUGACAUCGAGCUGUACAGCACCAGCGGGGCAGAGCCCCUGGUGUUCGAUCAGCCGGGCUUCACCGCCUUGGCCCACCCUUCCGAGCUGGCGCUGGGCACCACCCACGGGGUUUUUGUGUUGGAUCCAUCCCACCUCUCAGGGAGAGGAGGGCUGGAGUCUGUGCCGUGCCAGCGCUUCCUGCACAAGCCUGACGUGGGGACGAUGCGGCGGUGCGGCGCGGUGCACGCCAGACCGAGCCCUGCUGGGCUCAGCUCCUCUGGAGACCGCGGCCAGGCGGGGCCAGGCUCCGAGUGCGUGUACACGGACAGCGUGUUUUACAUCCACCACAGCACUGCCAAGCAGCUGCUGGCCUUUUACAAGCAGGUGGGCUCUCUGUGCUGUGAGAUAGAUGCUUAUGGGGACUUCCUGCAGGCCCUGGGACCUGGGGCCACUCCAGAUUACACCACCAGCACCAGUAAUGUCGCGAAAGAGGAGGCAGGGCUGGUGGAGGUACGGCAGAAGCUGUACUGCCUUCUGAAGGGAACAGCACUGAACGUUCUCGUCUUAAACAACUCCAGGUUCUACCACAUUGGAACCACUCAAGAGUAUCUGUCUCACUUUACAUCAGACAGCAAACUGCAAUUUGAGCUUGACUUGCUGCCCGUGGCCUUCAGCAUCUCCUCUGGCACCUUGGAUCCGUCAGCGACUGUCAUCCAGAGCAUCCUGGAGCCAGGGUGUGUUAUUGGUUCUGGGUCUGUUAUUGAGUACUCCAGAAUUGGGCCUGAGGUCUCAGUAGGGAAGAGCAGCAUCAUUAGUGGGUCACACAUAGACGUGAAGGCAGAUGUACCUUCAAAGUGCUUCCUGAGCUCAUUGAGUAUCAGAAUGAACGGGCAGGUGAGGUAUGUCAGCAUGGUGUUCAGCGUGGAGGAUGACCUGAAAAGGAGUGUGAAGGCCUUGUCAGACAUCCACUCACUCCAGUUCUUUGGAGUCAGCUUGCUGGAGUGCUUGGACCUUUGGGGUGUGAAGGCUUCCCACCAGCUCUUCUCUGGUGACAACACACAUUUGGGGUUGUGGACUGUGAGGAUCUUCCCAGUUUGCUCUGCUUUGAGUGAAUCUGUCAGAAUGGCCUUAGAAAUGCUGAACUCCGUGCAGCACAGGUCAGCCUUUGAACUGGGCAGCUAUAAGCUCUUGUCUGUGGAAGAAAUGCUCACCUACAAAGAUGUAGAAGACAUGCUCAAGUUCAGGAAGCAAAUUUAUGAUGAAAUCCAUCUGCAGAGAGAAAAAGAGAAGCCUGAUGUGUAG